GUUCGUUCAAAUUUCAAAUUCUUGCCGUUAGAGCCUCCGGGAACAGAAAUCCUACAAUAGCGCACGCAGCAGGACAUGGACGAAGUAUCCAUACCUGGCGCUUUUCCCUCCGCUGCAGACGAGAACGUUCCCAGCAACAGGACACCAAAGAGACGGUUCGUGGGUAGACGGACUGCCGAAGCGCAGGCAAGACAGAGACGAGAUGAGACUGACAAUUCCGCUCUGGAAGAAACCACCGCGGUGGUCCACAAUGGUCAACGGAAGACCCCGAGAGCCUUGAACCAGGUACCUCCCGAAAUCCUCGAUGACCCCGAUAUCCGAGCGGCGAUUGCCCUGCUCCCUCACAAUUACAGCUUUGAGAUCCCCAAGACCAUCCACCGGAUAAGGACGCUCGAGGCCAAAAGAGUGGCUCUACAAUUCCCAGAGGGGUUGCUGAUGUUUGCCACGACCAUAUCAGACAUCCUGACGCAAUUCUGCCCGGGCACAGAGACUCUGAUCAUGGGAGACGUCACGUACGGCGCAUGCUGUAUCGACGACUACACUGCAAGAGCCCUGGGCUGCGACCUACUUGUCCACUACGCUCAUAGCUGUUUGAUCCCCAUCUCGGCGACCAAGAUUCCCACCCUCUAUAUCUUCGUCGACAUCUCCAUCGACACGAAACACCUGGUGAGCACCCUGUCUCGAAACAUUCCGCCGGGAAAGACGAUCGCCAUGGUGGGUACCAUCCAGUUCAAUGCCACACUCCACACAAUCAGGCCUGCCCUGGAGGCCGAGGGUCUGAAGUUGGUGGUCCCGCAGAUCAUGCCGUUGAGCAAGGGCGAGGUGCUGGGUUGCACUGCGCCCAAGAUCAGCCCGGACACCACUGUUGAUCUGAUCCUAUACCUGGGCGAUGGCCGCUUUCACCUGGAAGCAGCCAUGAUCGCAAAUCCACAUAUCCCAGCCUAUCGAUACGAUCCCUAUUCUCGAAAAUUGACCAGAGAAACGUAUUCGCACGAUGAGAUGCUGGACAUGCGCGCCGCUGCCAUCAGCACCGCGAGAAAAGCCAAGAGAUGGGGUCUUAUACUGGGAGCUUUGGGGAGACAGGGCAACCCUCACAUCCUGACCAUGAUCGAGAAAUACCUUGACAGAGAGGGGAUACCGCACGUCAACCUUCUGCUCAGCGAAAUUUUCCCUGGAAAGCUCGCACUGUUUGAAGAUGUGGAUUGCUGGGUGCAGAUAGCUUGUCCCAGGCUCAGCAUCGACUGGGGGUAUGCGUUCCCACGUCCGUUAUUGACACCCUACGAGGCUCUUGUGGUGCUGGGGGCGAAGCAAGGCUGGGAACAGGGGGAUGGGACUUAUCCCAUGGACUUCUAUGCCAACAAUGGUCUGGCGCGGACGACUGAGAAGCUUGCAGCGCAAGUUGGAGUGACGGCGUGAAGCCACUUCGCAGGCAGGUCGACAAGGAGGGAAACGUUAGACGCAAAGUCAUGAGCAGUCCUGUAUAAACAAUGUACAAACCCUAUUAAUGGCACUUCUCCAUACUCCUGC
Messenger RNA from Cladophialophora immunda, 1527 nucleotides. RefSeq names its product diphthamide biosynthesis protein 1. The coding region runs from base 76 to 1416 and encodes 446 amino acids. Gene Ontology annotation, biological process: protein histidyl modification to diphthamide. Gene Ontology annotation, molecular function: 2-(3-amino-3-carboxypropyl)histidine synthase activity. Lineage: Eukaryota; Fungi; Ascomycota; Eurotiomycetes; Chaetothyriales; Herpotrichiellaceae. The transcript has 2 exons. The record is from RefSeq and is a predicted model, not a curated record.